Molecule: messenger RNA, 1419 nt
Organism: Papilio polytes (common Mormon)
Lineage: Eukaryota; Metazoa; Arthropoda; Insecta; Lepidoptera; Papilionidae
Exons: 4
Coding region: 138-1340 (400 amino acids)
Source: RefSeq, a predicted model, not a curated record
UUCAGGCAUCUGUUGAAACUUUAGCGAUAGUUUGUUUUGUUGUUUCCCUUAAUUUUCUGUUUGUUUAUGAUAAUAAAUAAAUAUUGAUUUUAAUCGAAUAAUGGUUAAAAAAUUACAUUGAUAAUCUAAAAUUCAAAAUGCCUUAUUACUGCACUGUUCCUCGUUGCACAUCUAUGGCCGGAAAAGUGAAAGAUGUAUCUUUUCAUCAAUUUCCAAAGGACAAAGAACUCGCAAAACUUUGGAAUGAAAUUUUGAAAAGAGGAAAACCUUAUACAAAAUAUUCUAAAGUAUGUAGUCUACAUUUCAAACCAGAUGAUUACACAAUAACAGGCCUCGGCAAAAACAAAGGUCAAUGGAGAACUUUACGAAAAGAUGCAGUCCCAUCACAGAAUCUGCCAUCUGAUUCACCUGUACAUAGCAUUAAGAAUAGAAAUAGAGGAUUGAAUCUCCCAACUGGUAUUAUGGAUACUCAGCUGCAGCAAGUAGCUCAAGCCAUUUAUAUGCAGACAAUGCUGGCUGUAAAUGCUACUAAAGUUGGGGAAAUGAGCAUGACUUCGAUGUGCAAUGAACAAGGAUCACCCAAUAGAGAGAGUUCAUCAUCUAUGUCAAGUAAUAGUUCAGGUCAAUUUAAUGAAACUAUGUCACAGAUUGAACAUUUAUUGUAUAAGAAUAAGAUAAACAAUGAACUUCCAGAAGAUUUGGUUACUAAAAACUAUAUUAAUGAGAGUUCAAACACGUCAUAUGGAUCUAAUAAAUCGGAAAUACAAGAUUUCAGUAUAAAACAGACAUAUAAAUGUAUAGAGUGUUCAAAAUGUUUCAAAGACCCUGAUGUGUUCUUUUUACAUAAACGCACACAUGUACCAAAGAAUCAAAAUAAUACAAAUAUUUUAAGAAAAACUUUAACAGAGAAUGUAAAUAGUGAAAAAGAAAAUCAUGAUAAUAAUAUAAGGAAUAAUUUCUCUGGCGAAAAUUCUACUGAAGAUACUCUAAAAGCAAAUCCUAUAUUAGCAAAUUUAUUAAAUUCGAUGCCACAGACGUUACAAAGAGAUGAAAUACAACAAGAAUUAGAUAGCAAAAGUGUUACCAGUAUAGAGAAACAAAUGAUGGCAGCAAUGACGUUGAACAUGAAGAACUAUUUUAGGAAUCUAUCCUCAAUGAUGACACAAGUCGCGAUAUUAUCAAAUAAGAAUAUUAAUGAAGAAAUUGAUAAUUUAGUUUAUGGAAUGGACAAUGAUUCUAGGGAAUGUAAUGGUAAUUUAAAUUUAAUGAAAGAGACAAAUGAACAACAGGGUAUGCAGCUAGAUGAUGACAAUGAUAGACUGAAUAGUGAAUUAGACUGAUUAAAACUUUAGUGUUAAUAAAGACUGAAUUAUCUUGGUAAUAGUAAGAUUUUGUGAUCAUGUUAAAAUGGUAAUCAUC